AUGCAGUUUUUUUUUUUUUUCGGUUUGAAUGCAAAGUCGAUAACUUUCACGCUGACAUCCAAUGGUCGGGCAAGUGGAGAGUGUUAUGUGGAGCUCGAUGAUCAGGAAGCUGUUAAAGAAGCUCAAAAACUUGAUCGUAAUGAAAUAAAUGGACGCUACAUUGAAGUAUUCAGCGUUAGUGAUGCGGAGUUAUUAAUGAUGAUACGUCAUGGUGUGAUCAAAAGUAGUGGUGGUGGAGAUGCGGACAGUCGCUAUGCUAGCAACUUCGUUGUCCGUCUUCGGGGUCUCCCAUAUAGUGCAACGAUCGAUGACAUCAAGGAAUUUUUUUCAGGCCUGGAAGUAGCGGAUGCGGUAAUCGACAAAGAACCGGGGGGUCGACCUUCAGGGGAGGCAUUCGUACGGUUGGCAACCAAAGAAUACGCGGAAUUGGCUUUGGAAAGAAGCAAAAACUACAUGGGUUCAAGAUAUGUCGAGGUUUUCCGUAGUUCGGCAGAUGAAAUGGACAAUAGCUAUUACGCUGCACGGGGUAUACCACCACCAACUAGUGGACCAGUCCCACUGCGUGGGAUAAGUCCGACACUUGACUUUCGAUUUCGAGACAGAUAUGCAGAUUAUGGUCGCUACGGUGGACCAAUAAGGCUUUCAAGCCUACAUCCACGUCCAUCGCCAUACGAUCGCCCAUAUUAUGAUAGAGAUCGUUAUUACCGAUAUGGUGCACGGUAUGAUCCAGAAUUUGAUGAAGCGAUGUAUGACCCUACCGUUAAGGUUUUCAUGCGAGGUUUGCCAUACAGCGUCACUACGCUCGAUAUUGAAGAAUUUUUCCGACCUCUGAACUGCGUUGAAAUUAAGCUUGGUUAUAACGAAGAACGUCGUCUUUCGGGUGAUGCGCUGGUGACUUUUUCAACAAUGGCGGAAGCACGAGAAGCACUGUCACGUAACAAAAACAAUAUGGGCACGAGAUACAUCGAAUUAUUUCCGGCAACAAAUAUUCCUCAUCCGAUUAAAACAGUAACAUUCCGCACAGUAAGCGGAGCACCUACCCGUCUAACAGCAGCUCCUCGUCCGUUGUAUAGCUCUUUUGCUGAAGAUGAGGAAGCUGCUUAUGCAAGUGGAGUUGGUGGACAGCAGUACUACAAUGAUCAGUAUGAAGGUCGUCAGUCAAAAUAUGGUCGUGAUUGGGGUGAACCAACACGCACAACUUGGUGA
This is a messenger RNA of Brugia malayi, 1206 nucleotides long. RefSeq lists its product as uncharacterized. The coding region runs from base 1 to 1206 and encodes 401 amino acids. The transcript is spliced from 9 exons. The record is from RefSeq and is a predicted model, not a curated record. Lineage: Eukaryota; Metazoa; Nematoda; Chromadorea; Rhabditida; Onchocercidae. Gene Ontology annotation, molecular function: RNA binding. Gene Ontology annotation, cellular component: ribonucleoprotein complex.